This is a messenger RNA of Arabidopsis lyrata subsp. lyrata, 2220 nucleotides long. Its product is annotated as putative F-box/LRR-repeat protein At3g18150. The record is from RefSeq and is a predicted model, not a curated record. Lineage: Eukaryota; Viridiplantae; Streptophyta; Magnoliopsida; Brassicales; Brassicaceae. Gene Ontology annotation, molecular function: protein binding. The coding region runs from base 75 to 1469 and encodes 464 amino acids. The transcript is spliced from 3 exons.
UCACAUAUAUAAGCUGUUUCAUAAUAACAAAACCCUAAGAAAAUCGCAAAUUAGCUUUAGAAAAAAAAUUAGAGAUGGCGGACGAGAGCUUCACCGACGGUACAAGAGUCCCUAGCAACGGCAACAAUCCUUGUCGGAAAACCGAAGGAGUAGACUUAAUAAGCUCUUUACCUGAUUCUAUCCUCCAACAUAUCCUCUCCUUUAUUCCGACCAAGUUAGCCAUCAGAGCCUCCCUCUUGUCCAAACGAUGGAGACAUGUAUGGUGCGAUAUACCUUCUCUCUCCUUAGAUGACCAGACACUGAAGGAUACUUCAAUAACCCUAAAUCGCUUCACUUCUCUGAAGAUAAUGAAUUUUCAUCUCAACACCACAAUGAAGCAGAAUAUUCCCCAUAUCAACAAGUGGGUCGAGUUCGCCAUAUCCCGCAACGUGGAGAAUCUUUCCCUGGAUUUCUGGAACCCUAGUUCCAGUUACAAGUUUGAGAUUCCUGAUUUCUUCUACGUCAAUUCAUCUGUUAAGCAACUCACCAUUAAGUUAAGCUUUACUGAUCUUAUGGUUCCCGCAUGCUCCCUAUCUUGGACAUCCCUGAAGAAGUUGUACUUACGUAAUUGUAAUCUCUCUGAUGAAUCCAUGGCUAAGAUUCUAUCUGGUAUUCCCCUUCUCGAAAGCUUAACAUUGUAUUUCUGCAAUGAACUAAGGGUUCUGGAUCUCAGUAAAUCACUGCGUUUGAGAACGUUGAAGAUAAACCGCAAAAUUUGGGUUCCGGGGCCAACACAUAUUGUGGCACCACAUAUCUAUCGUCUCAGAUUGAGAAACUCUCAGUUACCAUGUACUUUUGUUGAUCUCUCGUCUUUAGCCGAAGCUAGACUGGACAUUUGCAUUGUCCCAAUAACCCGAACCUUCAAGGCUGAUUUUCUUCAAGACAUGGUACUAAAGAUGUUAGAAAAGUUGCAGAAUGUAGAGAAGCUUACUUUUGGGGGAAACUUUCUACAUAUUAUAUCUCUUGCCGAGGUUCGUGGUGUUCGUUUUCCGAUGUUCAAGGUGAAAGAUUUGACUCUGGAGACAGUGAUCUUUCAGUAUGUUAUUCCUGGUAUAGAAAGACUGUUACAAAACUCACCUAAUUUAAAGAAGCUAACUAUACGCGCAAGGGAUACCAACACCAUACGGAAGGAGUAUAUAAACAACUACUUGAAGUUGCAAGGCUUAAACCUAGAUCAAUGCUGGAGAUCAAAAGAUGGGGUCGUUUUCAACAAUUUACGUUGGGAUUUAGAGUCAAAGCACGCGACUUCAUUUGUGGAACUUGUGCUUAAAAACACAAAGACAUUGAAGUUAGACAAGAUAGUCAUACUUUUGAAUGAGCGUUACCUUCGGUUUAAGUUUGAAGAGCUGGUCGUUCCAACACUUUCUCAUAACAACUUCUCCAUUGCGCUCUUAAACAUGCCUAUGACAUCAGAUGAUGAGGAUUGGUAAAUCAUUUAUUUUUUCGAGUCUCAUUGAACAUUUAUUUUUUCUUCGAUCAUGAGUGUACUUUUAUUGAUAUUAAUUAAUGAAGGUUUUACAUCGAAUCUCACUUUAACAUACUAGAAGAAGAGAUUAAUAUUUCCUGAUCCAUAGUACUAGUAAUGAAACCCGAUUCGACUAGUCAGUGUCCGGUCCGGUUUCUAAGUUAUAUUAAUGAACUGAUUAUCUCAAAUAUAUUUUCGACUCCCUUAAAAGCUAGUGAGCUAUGAAACUUAUCUAAUUAAAAUCUUAAUACUCGGGUCGGGCUAGGAACAUAUCAUGUCUUUUUCUUAUCAUUAAACUCCUAGCUCUGCUUAUGUCAGAUAUGACCACACCAAUAGAUUGAUAAGGAUCCAAAAGCAUGUGUACUUACCGAAUUACUAGGGCUAUUGUAAAAUGCUUAAAUCCCCGUAGAAUUGACCCAUAAGCCCUAAAGUAGCUCCACAACCUUCAAUGUCUUCUUCAAACACCUAUGGGUUAUUUUAAACUUCCAAUAAGUAUCAGGAUCGAUACGAGAAGCCCGUGGUUGGAAGUUGGAACAGGCCUAGGAGCAACCAUUUGGAACGUGAGAGUUUCCAAAUCCGGACAGCUAUUGAUCAAGAGCCUUUUUCCAAUGAACUCAUUUGGAAGAAGAUUUGUCUUCAUUACCAAAUGUCGAGUUUCCAUCGGUUCUCACAAUCGAACCGGAUCUUCUCCAUCUUGGAUCAACUUAAUGAGAAAA